UUAUUAUUAUUACUCGUAGUAGUGGAACUUGUUUCUUGUUUUCGUGUAAAAAAAUUAAAUUAAUUUAAUUAAAAUCAUAAUUAUAAUGAGUGAAGUGAGAAAUAAGCAUCGAUUCAAUGUUGAUAUCCCUGAAGAUUCCGAUGUGACAUACAAAAAGGGACAAACUCCAGCUUUGCUCAACGGAAUGAUGAUUGCAUGUGCCGAAUUCAUUGGCACUGCUGUCUUAGUUUUCCUGUCUUGUAUGGGCUGCACAAAGGGGAUGUUUGGGGAAAACAUUCCAGUUUUGCAAACAAGCCUUGCGAGUGGCCUGUCUGUUACGACGGCCAUUCAGAUGUUUAGCCACAUUUCGGGGGCCCAUGUGAACCCCGCCGUCACGCUUUGUGCCUUGAUUAUGGGCGAAAUUUCCUUAGCUUCGGUCCCGAUUUAUGUCGGUUCCCAAAUUGCGGGUUCUUUGACCGGCUAUGCACUUCUUAAGGCGGUAACGCCAGAUAAGCACUUGGAUGUUUCUUACGGUCAUUGCGUCACGUUGCCCCACGAUGAAAUAUCGCUUUUGCAAGCAUGUCUUGUGGAAUUUAUAGCAACGUUUAUUAUGGCAGUGGCAAUCUGCGCCUCGUGGGAUCCAAGGAAUUAUGCUAAAGGAGAUUCGGUUUCUUUGAGGAUCGGAAUCAUUGUCUUUCUCYUAAAUAUCACAGCUGGGCCUUAUACUGGGGCUAGUAUGAACCCUGCGAGGAGUUUUGGGCCGACUGUUUGGAAUUCAAAGUGGCACAGUCAUUGGGUUUAUUGGAUUGGACCGGUAUUAGGAGCAAGUCUCGCGGGUCAAUUUUACAAAAUGAUAUUUUUACGAAGCGAGAAAAAGAAGCGUUUGAAUUGUUAACAAUAAAAUACUUACCAUAAUUAAAUUGUUUAAACUUU
Molecule: messenger RNA, 912 nt
Organism: Tribolium madens (black flour beetle)
Lineage: Eukaryota; Metazoa; Arthropoda; Insecta; Coleoptera; Tenebrionidae
Product: aquaporin AQPAe.a-like
Exons: 7
Coding region: 86-874 (262 amino acids)
Biological process (GO): transmembrane transport
Cellular component (GO): plasma membrane
Molecular function (GO): water channel activity
Source: RefSeq, a predicted model, not a curated record